Messenger RNA from Halichondria panicea, 3633 nucleotides. Its product is annotated as endoplasmic reticulum transmembrane helix translocase-like. Lineage: Eukaryota; Metazoa; Porifera; Demospongiae; Suberitida; Halichondriidae. Gene Ontology annotation, molecular function: ATPase-coupled monoatomic cation transmembrane transporter activity; ATP hydrolysis activity; P-type ion transporter activity. Bases 73 to 3522 code for a protein of 1149 amino acids. Gene Ontology annotation, cellular component: endoplasmic reticulum membrane. The transcript has 20 exons. The record is from RefSeq and is a predicted model, not a curated record. Gene Ontology annotation, biological process: intracellular calcium ion homeostasis; transmembrane transport.
CCGGAUGAAUAAACGAUCUUUACCUAAUGGACAUGUGGUUUUAAUAAGGUUGUAACGUCAAGCUAGUGAACGAUGGGAUUGAGUGAGGACGUCAGCUACAUCACCCUAUGCAAGCCCUUGCCGCUGGUGCUUCACGGCUAUGUGUGGCCUUUUGCUCUGGUGUAUGUCUCCUUGGUUUCAGUGUGGAUAGGAGGGGUGUACGGACUGGAUGAGUCUCCUGAAGUGUUCUACCUCUGUCUGGCUGCCGUAGCUGCAGUCAAUAUCAUCACCUGCUUGUUCUGUGUCUGGUCCAUGCAUGUACGGUGUGCUCUCACAUGCAAACAGGUCGGGGACAUUACAGAGGCGUCUCUAGUGAAGGUGGUGCCCACUCCUAACAAUGGCUAUCCUGAAAUGGUCUCGUUAGUCAAACAAAAACACAAAGUGACGAGAGAAGAGCAGGUGUGGUUUGUGUUUCAGAAGAUCAAGUAUAUACAGCUCGACGGACAGUUCCAGCCGGUGGAGUUCCCCGUGGCCAGACCGUAUACAGACUACCACAACUGGAGAGGCUACGAUGGACUGAUGCCAGUCUCUGCAGCUGAGCAGCGCUUUGGGAGGAACAAACUGGACAUGACUCUGCCAGAUUUCUGGGCCAUGUUUUUGGAGAGGGCAACUGCUCCGUUCUUUGUGUUCCAAGUGUUUUGUGUGGGUCUGUGGUGUCUCGAUGAGUUUUGGUAUUACAGUCUCUUUACUCUCUCCAUGUUGAUCGUCUUCGAGGUAGUCCUCGUGAAGCAGCAACAACGUAACUUGUCUGAGAUUCGCAAAAUGGGAGCUCAACCAUUCUCCAUACAGGUAUAUAGGGAGGGCAAGUGGAGCAAGAUGUCUACUGAUCAGCUGCUUCCUGGAGACCUGGUCUCAAUAGGGCGUUCCAAGACUGGUGACCUGGUACCGUGUGACAUUCUCCUCCUGAGAGGCUCCUGUAUCGUGGAUGAGGCCAUGCUCACUGGGGAGUCAGUGCCUCAAAUGAAAGAACCUCUCUCUAUCGACAACGAACGCCUGGACUUAACUAGAGACUCUCGUUUGCACAUGCUCAAUGGAGGAACAAAAAUCGUCCAACACACACCUCCAAACAAAUCGGACAAAGACGGAAUUCGACUCCCUGAGAGCGGUUGCCUAGGCUACGUACUUCGGACAGGCUUCAAUACGAACCAGGGGAAACUUUUGAGGACGAUUUUAUUCGGAGUUAAGCGAGUGACGGCAAAUAGCCUCGAAACCUUCAUGUUUAUAAUGUUCCUACUUGUCUUUGCCCUCAUGGCUUCUGGCUAUGUGUGGGUAUACGGCACCGUGAAUCCAAAGAGAAACAAAUACAAGCUUUUCCUUGAGUGUACGCUGAUUCUGACCUCAGUAGUACCCCCGGAGUUACCAAUAGAGCUGUCCCUGGCUGUUAACACAUCACUGUUGGCUCUCACCAAAGUGGGGAUAUUUUGCACUGAGCCGUUUCGUAUACCGUUUGCUGGGAAAAUUGAUGUGUGUUGUUUUGAUAAGACUGGUACUCUGACGAGUGACAACCUGGUGGUGCAGGGAGUGGCCGGUGUGGAGGGAGCUACGGCUGGUGAUAAUGAGAAGAGACCUCCUAUCAUGGCAGCUGGUGAGAGUCCAUGGGAGACCCAAUGUGUGUUGGCCUCAUGUCAGUCCCUGGCCCUGCUGGAAGGAGAGGUGGUGGGGGACCCUCUGGAGAAGGCCUGCAUCACAGCCAUCAACUGGACCAUCAACAAAGGAGAUACUGUGAGCCCUCGCAAAGGUCGUCGUACCACGCUCAAGAUCUGUCAACGUUUCCAUUUUGCCAGUGCUUUGAAGCGUAUGUCUGCUGUGUGUGCGAUGCAGUCCCCUAGUGGCUCCACUCACCUCGCCACGGUCAAGGGAGCACCAGAGGUCCUGCAGGACAUGUUUAAGAAUAUUCCCGAGGGAUAUGAGUCCCUCUACUCAAAGCUGACCCGACAAGGAGCACGUGUGCUGGCACUGGGGUAUCGUCAUAUGGGCAGUCUGUCACAGAGAGAGGUGCAUGACCUCAAGCGUGAGGAUGUGGAGAGAGAGUUGAUCUUUGCUGGUCUGGUGGUCAUCAGUUGCCCUCUGAAGGAGGACUCCAAACGAAACAUUAAGUGUCUCCACGACUCAUCACACUUUGUUGUCAUGCUAACAGGAGACAACCCCCUGACAGCUUGUCACGUUGCUAAGGAACUCAAGAUAACCACACGGAAGAUCCUCGUACUCACGCCCACUCAGGAUGGGUGGGCAUGGCAGUCUGUUGGUGGGAAUCGUACUGUUUCCAUGGAUACACAACCGGCCGAGUUAGGAAGCACUUAUGAUCUGUGUCUAGCAGGAGAAGGGCUAACUCAUUUGCUCAAGGCCGAGAACAAGCGUCUGUUCCAAUCAAUCCUCCCUUACAUCAAGGUGUUUGCUAGAGUGGCUCCCAAACAGAAAGAGAGUGUAGUCACAUCGUACAAGUCCCUCGGCUAUGUAACCCUCAUGUGUGGGGACGGGACUAAUGACGUGGGAGCACUCAAGCACGCCGAUGUGGGUGUGGCGCUACUCUCCACUGUACCUAUGGGGAAGAAGGAACCGGGGAAAUCCCCUGAGCCUUCCGAGUUGACCAGACGACCUUUGCACCCUGCUCUAAAGGCAUCCAAACCACUCACCCCUCUGCAGCUGAGAGAGAAACGAAUGAAGGAUCUGGUGACCAAGAUGAAGGAGGCGACGGAGCCUCAGCUGGUGAGGCUGGGAGACGCCUCCAUCGCCUCACCCUUCACCUCUAAACACUCCAGCAUUGCAUGCAUAUGUCAUGUGAUCAAGCAGGGCCGGUGCACUCUAGUGACCACACUACAGAUGUUCAAGAUCCUGGCUCUCAAUGCUCUUAUACUGGCCUACUCUCAGAGUGUGCUCUACCUGGAUGGCAUCAAGUUCUCUGACUUCCAGGCCACUCUCCAAGGUCUAUUACUAGCUGGUUGCUUCCUCUGCAUCUCAAGAUCAAAGCCCCUCCAAGUCCUCUCCAAGGAACGCCCUCUGCCCACCAUCUUCAACCCCUACAUGAUCCUCACCGUCCUCCUGCAGUUUGCAGUCCACUUCUCGUGUCUAGUGUACCUCGUGGGCGAGACAAAGGCCAACUAUGGGAACAGCACUGAGGAGGACGUGGACUUAGAGAAGGAGUUUGAACAGAAUGAACUCAACAGUGCCGUCUACCUUAUCUCCAUGGCAAUGCAAAUCAGCAAUUUUGCCGUCAAUUAUAAGGGCCACCCCUUCAUGGCCAGUCUAUCUGAGAACCGACCGUUGGUGGUCAGCCUCAUAGUCGCAGGCAGUGUCGUGUUUGUCAUUGCCUCAGGGAUCAUGCCAGACCUCUCAGCAACCUUUGAGAUUGUCUCAUUCACUUCAGAGUUUCGGCAAAAGUUGCUAAUGGUACUGCUGGCUGACUUCCUGUUUUCGUAUUUGUUGGACAGAUCGUUGUCUCUUGUGCUCGGAUAUUCCAAGCCCAAACUGCCAAAAUUAAUGUAGCUAAUAACUAGCUGUAGGGAAAAUUAGGUUAUAAUUUUGUUUGUUGUACCAAUUAAUUUAUUCAUUAUGUGCGGUGUGUCUCGAGAAUAAGGCGAGACAUAAAAUCUGAAA